Messenger RNA from Pseudogymnoascus verrucosus, 1281 nucleotides. RefSeq lists its product as uncharacterized. Gene Ontology annotation, biological process: 'de novo' AMP biosynthetic process; IMP metabolic process. Gene Ontology annotation, molecular function: adenylosuccinate synthase activity; GTP binding. Gene Ontology annotation, cellular component: cytoplasm. The transcript has 7 exons. Lineage: Eukaryota; Fungi; Ascomycota; Leotiomycetes; Thelebolales; Thelebolaceae. The coding region runs from base 1 to 1281 and encodes 426 amino acids. The record is from RefSeq and is a predicted model, not a curated record.
AUGGCUAAUGUCACUGUGGUUCUCGGAUCCCAGUGGGGAGAUGAGGGCAAAGGCAAAUUGGUGGACAUCUUAUCUAGCAAGGCGCAAAUCUGUGCCCGCGCACAGGGCGGAAACAAUGCUGGCCAUACUAUUGUCGCCGAGGGAAAGACGUUACACUACCACAUGAUCCCGAGCGGUCUCGGACUCGUCAACGAGAAAUGUGUGAACCUCAUCGGUUCGGGAACUGUUGUCCACAUCCCCGCAUUUUUCCAGGAACUCGAGGCCCUCAAGGCCCAUGGCGUCAUUGUCGAUGAUAGACUCUUCAUCAGUGACCGCGCGCACGUUGUUUUGGACUUGCACCAGCGCGUUGAUGGGCUCGAGGAGAGAGAGCUCAGCGGAGAGAAGAUUGGCACAACCGGAAAGGGUAUUGGGCCAACAUACAGCACAAAGAUGACCCGCAGCGGUAUCCGCAUCAGCGAGAUCUUCGACGAAGAGCUCUUCGAGACCAAGCUCCGCCGCAUAGCUGCCGGCUUCAAGAAGCGCUACGGAGACCUGCUCGAGUACGACCCAGAGGCCGAGAUCGCGUCCUUCAAGGAGUACCGCGAGAAGCUCGCUCCCUUCGUCAUUGACCAGGUCCCAUUCCUGCAGUCCGCCAAGGCGAGCAACACGAGCAUCCUCGUCGAGGGCGCGAACGCUAUCAUGUUGGAUAUUGACCACGGAACCUACCCCUACGUCACCAGCUCUAACACCGGUCUGGGAGGAAUCCUGACUGGUCUUACUCUUGGAUGGAGAUCGCUGAAGGAUGUCAUUGGUGUCGUGAAGGCGUACACCACCCGUGUUGGCGGCGGACCCUUCCCAACCGAGCAACUCAACGAGGUUGGCGUGAAGCUCCAGGAGGAGGGCCGCGAGUGGGGUGUCACCACUGGCCGCAGGCGCCGCACCGGCUGGUUCGACGCCGUGGUCGUCGCGUACUCCCACCAGGUGAACGACUACACGUCGCUGAACCUGACGAAGCUGGACGUCCUCGACGACUUUGACGAGCUCAAGGUCGCCGUGGCGUACAAGUACAACGGGGAGAAGCUCGACUCCUUCCCCGCGAGCCUGGAUAUCCUGGAGAAGGUGGAGGUUGUUUAUGAGACGCUGCCGGGCUGGAAGUCGUCGACGAGCGGAUCGACGAAGUGGGAGCAGCUGCCGGUGAAUGCGCAGAAGUACAUUGAGUUCAUCGAGACGUUCUUGGGUCAUGGCCUGAAGAUCAAGUACAUCGGCACUGGUCCGGAUAGAGAGCACAUGAUCGUUAGAUAG